AUGUGUCUCUGCUUCUUACACGCUGGGGAGGACGACGAGGAGGAGGAGGAGGAGAAGGAGGAGGGUAUGUGCAUGGAUGGCACGGUAUCGGGGGGAGGAGAGGAGGCUGGGUACACGCACCAGACGGAGUCAGGACCUGAGAGGGGAGAUGGCGGAGGGGGAGAUGGGGGAGGGGGAGAUGGGGGAGGGGGAGAUGGCGGAGGGGGAGAUGGGGGAGGGGGAGAUGGGGGAGGGGGAGAUGGCGGAGGGGGAGAUGGGGGAGGGGGAGAUGGGGGAGGGGGAGAUGGGGGAGGGGGAGAUGGCGGAGGGGGAGAUGGGGGAGGAGGAGAUGGCGGAGAGGGAGAUGGCGGAGGGGGAGAUGGGGGAGGGGGAGAUGGCGGAGGUGGAGAUGGGGGAGGGGGAGAUGGCGGAGGGGGAGAUGGGGGAGGGGGAGAUGGCGGAGGGGGAGAUGGGGGAGGAGGAGAUGGCGGAGGGGGAGAUGGCGGAGGGGGAGAUGGGGGAGGGGGAGAUGGCGGAGGGGGAGAUGGCGGAGGGGGAGAUGGGGGAGGGGGAGAUGGCGGAGGGGGAGAUGGGGGAGGGGGAGAUGGCGGAGGGGGAGAUGGCGGAGGGGGAGAUGGCGGAGGGGGAGAUGGCGGAGGGGGAGAUGGGGGAGGGGGAGAUGGGGGAGGGGGAGAUGGGGGAGGGGGAGAUGGCGGAGGGGGAGAUGGGGGAGGAGGAGAUGGCGGAGGGGGAGAUGGCGGAGGGGGAGAUGGGGGAGGGGGAGAUGGCGGAGGGGGAGAUGGGGGAGGGGGAGAUGGCGGAGGGGGAGAUGGCGGAGGGGGAGAUGGCGGAGGGGGAGAUGGCGGAGGGGGAGAUGGGGGAGGGGGAGAUGGGGGAGGGGGAGAUGGGGGAGGGGGAGAUGGCGGAGGGGGAGAUGGGGGAGGAGGAGAUGGCGGAGGGGGAGAUGGCGGAGGGGGAGAUGGGGGAGGGGGAGAUGGGGGAGGGGGAGAUGGCGGAGGGGGAGAUGGGGGAGGGGGAGAUGGGGGAGGGGGAGAUGGCGGAGGGGGAGAUGGGGGAGGGGGAGAUGGGGGAGGGGGAGAUGGCGGAGGGGGAGAUGGGGGAGGGGGAGAUGGGGGAGGGGGAGAUGGGGGAGGGGGAGAUGGCGGAGGGGGAGAUGGGGGAGGAGGAGAUGGCGGAGGGGGAGAUGGCGGAGGGGGAGAUGGGGGAGGGGGAGAUGGCGGAGGGGGAGAUGGGGGAGGGGGAGAUGGCGGAGGGGGAGAUGGGGGAGGGGGAGAUGGCGGAGGGGGAGAUGGGGGAGGAGGAGAUGGCGGAGGGGGAGAUGGCGGAGGGGGAGAUGGGGGAGGGGGAGAUGGCGGAGGGGGAGAUGGCGGAGGGGGAGAUGGGGGAGGGGGAGAUGGCGGAGGGGGAGAUGGCGGAGGGGGAGAUGGCGGAGGGGGAGAUGGCGGAGGGGGAGAUGGCGGAGGGGGAGAUGGGGGAGGGGGAGAUGGGGGAGGGGGAGAUGGGGGAGGGGGAGAUGGCGGAGGGGGAGAUGGGGGAGGAGGAGAUGGCGGAGGGGGAGAUGGCGGAGGGGGAGAUGGGGGAGGAGGAGAUGGCGGAGGGGGAGAUGGCGGAGGGGGAGAUGGGGGAGGGGGAGAUGGCGGAGGGGGAGAUGGCGGAGGGGGAGAUGGGGGAGGGGGAGAUGGCGGAGGGGGAGAUGGCGGAGGGGGAGAUGGCGGAGGGGGAGAUGGCGGAGGGGGAGAUGGCGGAGGGGGAGAUGGGGGAGGGGGAGAUGGGGGAGGGGGAGAUGGGGGAGGGGGAGAUGGGGGAGGGGGAGAUGGGGGAGGGGGAGAUGGCGGAGGGGGAGAUGGGGGAGGAGGAGAUGGCGGAGGGGGAGAUGGCGGAGGGGGAGAUGGGGGAGGGGGAGAUGGCGGAGGGGGAGAUGGCGGAGGGGGAGAUGGGGGAGGGGGAGAUGGCGGAGGGGGAGAUGGCGGAGGGGGAGAUGGCGGAGGGGGAGAUGGCGGAGGGGGAGAUGGCGGAGGGGGAGAUGGGGGAGGGGGAGAUGGGGGAGGGGGAGAUGGGGGAGGGGGAGAUGGCGGAGGGGGAGAUGGGGGAGGAGGAGAUGGUGGAGGGGGAGAUGGCGGAGGGGGAGAUGGGGGAGGGGGAGAUGGCGGAGGGGGAGAUGGGGGAGGGGGAGAUGGCGGAGGGGGAGAUGGCGGAGGGGGAGAUGGCGGAGGGGGAGAUGGCGGAGGGGGAGAUGGGGGAGGGGGAGAUGGGGGAGGGGAGAUGGGGGAGGGGGAGAUGGCGGAGGGGGAGAUGGGGGAGGAGGAGAUGGCGGAGGGGGAGAUGGCGGAGGGGGAGAUGGGGAGGGGGAGAUGGGGGAGGGGGAGAUGGCGGAGGGGGAGAUGGGGGAGGGGGAGAUGGGGGAGGGGAGAUGGCGGAGGGGGAGAUGGGGGAGGGGGAGAUGGGGGAGGGGGAGAUGGCGGAGGGGGAGAUGGGGGAGGGGGAGAUGGGGGAGGGGGAGAUGGCGGAGGGGGAGAUGGGGGAGGGGGAGAUGGCGGAGGGGGAGAUGGGGGAGGGGAGAUGGCGGAGGGGAGAUGGCGGAGGGGGAGAUGGCGGAGGGGGAGAUGGCGGAGGGGGAGAUGGCGGAGGGGGAGAUGGCGGAGGGGGAGAUGGGGAGGGGGAGAUGGCGGAGGGGGAGAUGGGGGAGGGGGAGAUGGCGGAGGGGGAGAUGGGGGAGGGGGAGAUGGCGGAGGGGGAGAUGGCGGAGGGGGAGAUGGGGGAGGGGGAGAUGGCGGAGGGGGAGAUGGGGGAGGGGGAGAUGGCGGAGGGGGAGAUGGGGGAGGGGGAGAUGGCGGAGGGGGAGAUGGCGGAGGGGGAGAUGGCGGAGGGGGAGAUGGCGGAGGGGGAGAUGGGGGAGGGGGAGAUGGCGGAGGGGGAGAUGGGGGAGGGGGAGAUGGCGGAGGGGGAGAUGGGGGAGGGGGAGAUGGCGGAGGGGGAGAUGGGGGAGGGGGAGAUGGGGGAGGGGGAGAUGGGGGAGGGGGAGAUGGCGGAGGGGGAGAUGGGGGAGGAGGAGAUGGCGGAGGGGGAGAUGGCGGAGGGGGAGAUGGGGGAGGGGGAGAUGGCGGAGGGGGAGAUGGCGGAGGGGGAGAUGGGGGAGGGGGAGAUGGCGGAGGGGGAGAUGGCGGAGGGGGAGAUGGCGGAGGGGGAGAUGGCGGAGGGGGAGAUGGGGGAGGGGGAGAUGGGGGAGGGGGAGAUGGGGGAGGGGGAGAUGGGGGAGGGGGAGAUGGGGGAGGGGGAGAUGGCGGAGGGGGAGAUGGGGGAGGAGGAGAUGGCGGAGGGGGAGAUGGCGGAGGGGGAGAUGGGGGAGGGGGAGAUGGCGGAGGGGGAGAUGGCGGAGGGGGAGAUGGGGGAGGGGGAGAUGGCGGAGGGGGAGAUGGCGGAGGGGGAGAUGGCGGAGGGGGAGAUGGCGGAGGGGGAGAUGGCGGAGGGGGAGAUGGGGGAGGGGGAGAUGGGGGAGGGGGAGAUGGGGGAGGGGGAGAUGGCGGAGGGGGAGAUGGGGGAGGAGGAGAUGGCGGAGGGGGAGAUGGCGGAGGGGGAGAUGGGGGAGGGGGAGAUGGCGGAGGGGGAGAUGGGGGAGGGGGAGAUGGCGGAGGGGGAGAUGGCGGAGGGGGAGAUGGCGGAGGGGGAGAUGGCGGAGGGGGAGAUGGGGGAGGGGGAGAUGGCGGAGGGGGAGAUGGGGGAGGAGGAGAUGGCGGAGGGGGAGAUGGCGGAGGGGGAGAUGGGGGAGGGGGAGAUGGGGGAGGGGGAGAUGGCGGAGGGGGAGAUGGGGGAGGGGGAGAUGGGGGAGGGGGAGAUGGCGGAGGGGGAGAUGGGGGAGGGGGAGAUGGGGGAGGGGGAGAUGGCGGAGGGGGAGAUGGGGGAGGGGGAGAUGGGGGAGGGGGAGAUGGCGGAGGGGGAGAUGGGGGAGGGGGAGAUGGCGGAGGGGGAGAUGGGGGAGGGGGAGAUGGCGGAGGGGGAGAUGGCGGAGGGGGAGAUGGCGGAGGGGGAGAUGGCGGAGGGGGAGAUGGCGGAGGGGGAGAUGGGGGAGGGGGAGAUGGCGGAGGGGGAGAUGGGGGAGGGGGAGAUGGCGGAGGGGGAGAUGGGGGAGGGGGAGAUGGGGGAGGGGGAGAUGGCGGAGGGGGAGAUGGGGGAGGGGGAGAUGGCGGAGGGGGAGAUGGGGGAGGGGGAGAUGGCGGAGGGGAGAUGGCGGAGGGGGAGAUGGCGGAGGGGGAGAUGGCGGAGGGGGAGAUGGGGGAGGGGGAGAUGGGGGAGGGGGAGAUGGGGGAGGGGGAGAUGGCGGAGGGGGAGAUGGGGGAGGAGGAGAUGGCGGAGGGGGAGAUGGCGGAGGGGGAGAUGGGGGAGGGGGAGAUGGGGGAGGGGGAGAUGGCGGAGGGGGAGAUGGGGGAGGGGGAGAUGGGGGAGGGGGAGAUGGCGGAGGGGGAGAUGGGGGAGGGGGAGAUGGGGGAGGGGGAGAUGGCGGAGGGGGAGAUGGGGGAGGGGGAGAUGGGGGAGGGGGAGAUGGCGGAGGGGGAGAUGGGGGAGGGGGAGAUGGCGGAGGGGGAGAUGGGGGAGGGGGAGAUGGCGGAGGGGGAGAUGGGAGGGGAGAUGGCGGAGGGGGAGAUGGCGGAGGGGGAGAUGGCGGAGGGGGAGAUGGGGGAGGGGGAGAUGGCGGAGGGGGAGAUGGGGGAGGGGGAGAUGGCGGAGGGGGAGAUGGGGGAGGGGGAGAUGGCGGAGGGGGAGAUGGCGGAGGGGGAGAUGGCGGAGGGGGAGAUGGCGGAGGGGGAGAUGGCGGAGGGGGAGAUGGGGGAGGGGGAGAUGGGGGAGGGGGAGAUGGCGGAGGGGGAGAUGGGUUGUUAG
Messenger RNA from Closterium sp. Naga37s-1, 4875 nucleotides. The record is from the annotation of a GenBank genome assembly. NCBI's taxonomy places the organism in Eukaryota, Viridiplantae, Streptophyta, Zygnematophyceae, Desmidiales, Closteriaceae.